GGCAGGACCCUGGUUGAGAGAGUGAAGGCCUACACAGCCUUCUGUAACAGAAUGUGCUCAUGUACACCCACCAGCAGCCCUGACUCCCAUCAGCUGUGUGUGCAUGAGGAUGCUGCCUCUGAGGCAGAAUAGAUAUGAUGUAAUCUAAAGCCUCAGUCCUGACAGGAGAGAGAGAGAGAGAGAGAGAGACAAAGCCAGAUCCGGGUAGAAACCGCGCGGUAGGGCCUGCGGAUGGAUCUCGGCUGUUUUUGCACUUUCUGAAAUACAUUUAAGAAUCCUUCUCCGAAACGGUUCCGUGUUGUGGAAGUCAUGCCGCGGAGGUUUGUCCCCUCCCGACGAAGAGGAUGCUGGCUGUAGAAGCAGCACCGGCCGGGGACGCUGUUGGUGAGCUUGACUCACCCAUCUCCAUCAGUUUUAUUAACCACCAUGGCUCAGGAGUCCUCUUCCGCAGCUGCUCCAACAUCCUCCUCCGUGUGAACAUGGCCCGCUCUCCGCCUCCAUCGUCGACACCGGUCCGAGCUAGCUGUCGCCUUUCCCCCCGUGAUGACAGGCGGGCGCCCGCUUCACAUUUCGACACUUGUAGGCCCUUUAUGUCCGCUGAAGAUUGUAUUAUCACCGCGUCUGAUAUCACAUUUUGAGCUGUUGUUAUUUUUCGCAAAAUACCCCUUUUACCAGCAUUGAAUUCCACUUUCAACAGAUUAUUUUGGAGCCGGGAGAUGGGCCCCAUCCACUGCCGGACCUGGUUUCGCCCUGAUCUGAGUUUCAUGCUUUCUUGACCUUACAAGCAACAAUGCAUUUGUGACUAAGCUUCAGUUGUCCUGUUUCAUUUUGGGACAUUUUCCUGGCAUUACUCGCCUUUCCCGCCACCCCACAGAGCCCCAUGAAGCAUAUUUGCCCUGCGGGGGAAUGAGCAGCCUCCUUCCCUCCAGCAGACACCUCCCCGCUGCCCCUGCUGUCCGCCGUGUGGCCCUGCUGUGACUUCACAGGGUCGUGGAGGUCCUGACAACUAUAAAACGUGAAAGGGGGGGUCGUUUGCCUUUCCAGCUCAGGUUUAAACCAUGGCCAAUGAACCUGUCAUCCUUAACGUGUAUGAUAUGUACUGGAUAAACGAAUACACUUCCAAUCUGGGUAUUGGAGUCUUCCACUCAGGCAUCGAGAUUUAUGGCCGAGAAUUUGCAUACGGGGGUCAUCCUUACCCUUUCAGUGGCAUCUUUGAGAUCAAUCCCGGGAACGCCACUGAACUGGGAGAGACAUUCAAAUUCAAGGAGGCCAUUGUUUUGGGCACCACAGACUUCACAGAGGAGGACAUGGAUAAAAUCAUGGAAGAGCUCGGUAAAGAGUUCAAAGGCAACGCCUACCAUCUAAUGCACAAAAACUGCAACCACUUCUCCUCCUCGCUGUCUGAGUUGCUGUGUGGACGAGAAAUCCCUCGCUGGGUCAACAGGCUGGCGUACUUCAGCUCCUGCAUCCCCUUCCUGCAGAGCUGCCUACCCAAGGAGUGGUUAACCCCGGCCGCCCUGCAGAGCCACAUCAGCCUCGGCCUCCACAAAGAGGAGCAUAACGAGUCCAGCGACGAGGACCCCUCGUCGCCGCCCGGAGGGGCUGCCGGCGGCUCCUCCCACAGCUGUUGCCACACGAGGGUGUGAAGCGGCCGACCUACAGUACACUGACACGUGGACGUCCCUGCCACCUCUGCCAGUGGCUCGAGUGGCAUUAGUAGGCUUGAACAACCAGCUGACCUCAUACUGUUUGCACUCUGAGUAAAGAGGCAGGAAAAGCAGCUGCUGCCAGAGACUUCACACCUACAGCGACCCUGCCGGUCCUUCCUGCAGACGACAGGAUGAAACACUUUGACCUGAGCACUCAAGCGUGGCUCAGACUCCACAACGACCACUUGUAGAUCUGACGUUUGCAGUACAUUAUUCUAAGUCUUUUCCCUGAACUUUGAAACCUUUGUCAGCCUUGUUCCCUGCCUCACCUUCAGAGCUGCUUUUGUAGAACAACUAGAUAGAGUUCUCAGACAACUUAUAGGGACAUUACCAGGAAACUGCUACUCUGCUUAAUUUCAACAAGUUCUCGUACAAUAACCUCGAUGUGGCCUUCAGUUGAUAUCGUUGACUCUGCUUUUAUUGUAUGGGACUUAAGUAGUUAGCUUUGGCCAUUUUAGAGGGUUUAAAGAGGAUUUAAUCGUUCCUCGAAGUUCAAUCUGAACUCGU
Molecule: messenger RNA, 2216 nt
Organism: Etheostoma cragini (Arkansas darter)
Lineage: Eukaryota; Metazoa; Chordata; Actinopteri; Perciformes; Percidae
Product: deubiquitinase DESI2
Exons: 5
Coding region: 1059-1646 (195 amino acids)
Biological process (GO): protein deubiquitination
Molecular function (GO): deubiquitinase activity
Source: RefSeq, a predicted model, not a curated record